AAUCCUGCUCCGGUCACAUGGUACAGAGAUGUUUGUCAAUUAGGACCGAGUUAGAUCAAUGUUGCGUCGACGAGGACACCGCAUGCUAACACAUCAAAACAUUAGGACAGCUCCAGCCGAAUACCGAACUACAGGGACGAUAACUCAAUCAAUUCGCUGUGAUAGCUUUUGCUUUUAUCAUUUAGAACCAUACAUGCAAUAGCUAUAUCACCUCGGACGGAAAGAUGAUUUCCCCGUGGGACCGAUGGUAUUCGACGAGUUGCUGCCUCUGCUGUCAUGUUCGGACGGGUACCAUUAUACUGGGGAUUUGGUAUAUGCUCAUCAAUGCGGUGGUGCUUCUGAUUCUGCUCACCGCUCUCAGUGAUCCUGAAAAGUAUCACCUGACCAGUGCUGAGCUGGCCAAUGACCUCGAUAUGAUGGACGAUGCCAAUAUGUGCAUUGCCACUGCAAUGUCCCUACUUAUGAUACUAAUAUGUGGAAUGGCAACAUAUGGUGCUUAUAAGCAACAAGCUGCCUGGAUCAUUCCGUUCUUCUGCUACCAACUCUUUGACUUUGCACUUAACACCCUGUUUGCAGUUAGCGUUGUGGUCUACCCCAACACCAUCCAAGAUUAUCUUCAUCAGCUGCCUGGGUACUUCCCUUACAAGGAGGAUAUCAUAUCCAUGAACAGUGUGUGCCUCCUCUUCAUCGUGCUCCUCUUCAUCGGCUGCAUUCUGGCCUGCAAGGCUUAUCUGAUCAGCUGUGUAUGGAACUGCUACAGAUAUGUGAGUGGAAGCGAGCCCACAGGGGUCUUGUUGUACGUCACCACUAAUGACACCGCAGUGCUGUUGCCCCAGUAUGAUGACACCAUGGCCAUUCCAUCCAAACAUGCCCCACCCCCGUAUACCACAGCAUGAAAGGGGGUCCCCAUCCCGUCUACCCCCUACUGAUAGGACCUUGCCGUUGCUGUAGCUUCACUUUAAUUCCACAUACUGUGCCCCCUCCACUUAUCUCUCACACAACACGGUCACACUUUUAUUCCUGACCUCUUCUGAAAGCAGCACUGUACCUUUCCAGAUCUCCGGGCCCGACAGAGACUGUAGCAAGGCGCUGCCUUUUAUUUCCCUUGUGUGCUACCGGGUCUACAGUGUGCACCAAACUUGUGUUCACUGUUAUAGAGAAACCCAUUACACAGUUUAUGAAGGAAAAAUAUCUCAAUUAAAGUGCAGCAAGGAAGGCAUUUAUGAAGUUGAUGAUUUCCUACACUGAAUGUAAUAUCUUCUGUAUUUUUCUAAAUAAAAUAAACAAAAAAAAAUCUCUGCACCACAUAAUACACAUUAUUUCAGUUAUUUCAGCUUGUACAUUACUGCAAAUGUAUAGGUUCAUAUGUGUUUGUCCAAUGAACACACACAUACACACCCACACACACACUACAGUCUAGAUCUGUUAUUGGCAUUAUUCUGUUAUCUAGUAUUGUGAUAAAAUGACCAGAGUAGAUCAGAUCAGUAACAGUGUACAUAUAAACGUGUAUACAUAUAGUGCGUAUUUUAUCCAGUCCCAGCCGGGAUUGGAUUGCCUUGACUUGUGACAUUCCUUUCUGUUUGGGUGCGCUUUAAAGUUGAGGUACGAAGUGUUUCCAAGAGUGGACGGUUUCCAAAGAUUUUGCACCUGCCUAUAAUCCCAGUCCAUUUAAGAACAACAGAAAUUAUAUUAGAAAACCACCCAUGCUUAAAUAUUAGUGGUAGAAAUACUAUGUGUAACAUGUUGUAAUGUCAUCUGUGAUCUUGCCUGCGUAUCCAAUGAUGAAUGGGAAGUCAAAUGUUGCCGGAUGUUUUUCAGAUUAAGCCAAAAUCACUCCGUGUAAACAGAAUAGUGUGUUCUGCCAGAUGUAGACUUUGGCACAUUGCUUCAAAAACUGAAAAUAUCCUUGGAACACAUUGUAGAGAGUAUACAUACACAGCAACUGUUCUACAAAAGAUAAUAUUUGUUUUCUCCUGGCAAUAAGGAAAGAUUAGAGCAUCCAUCAUGUAGUAUUUUCUGACAUUAUUUCUGUUGUGGUUAAUAUCUUGCAUGUGUUAUAGCUAUAUCCAUAACAAGGAGUGUAUUGGUUGCCACAGCAUUUGAGCAGCAUGGACCCUGGCUCUGCAAUUAACAAACAAAUGUGGUGUGUUUCAUAGCACUGUACUUAUAUAUGUAGGUUUGGGGGGAGACAGGAAAACAUAUCACCCCAAUACUUUCAUAUGGUCCCCAUCCCUAGACUAGCUAGUAUGCUUGUGAGACUUGAUGUUUGACUCCACAAGAUGUCCAGUCUCUCCCAAAGCUGAAAUAAAACCUGUGACUGUA
Messenger RNA from Conger conger (European conger), 2322 nucleotides. RefSeq names its product lysosomal-associated transmembrane protein 4B-like. Lineage: Eukaryota; Metazoa; Chordata; Actinopteri; Anguilliformes; Congridae. The transcript has 7 exons. The coding region runs from base 225 to 896 and encodes 223 amino acids. Gene Ontology annotation, cellular component: lysosomal membrane. The record is from RefSeq and is a predicted model, not a curated record.